This is a messenger RNA of Fundulus heteroclitus (mummichog), 3547 nucleotides long. RefSeq names its product RIPOR family member 3 (gene ripor3). Bases 206 to 3169 code for a protein of 987 amino acids. The transcript is spliced from 26 exons. The record is from RefSeq and is a predicted model, not a curated record. NCBI's taxonomy places the organism in Eukaryota, Metazoa, Chordata, Actinopteri, Cyprinodontiformes, Fundulidae.
CACACACACACACACACACACACACACACACACACACACAACAUAACACACUGCAUGCAGAUAUGACUUGUCCGCUGCGGCCGCUCGGUGUGGUGGACCUGCUCUGACAGUUGGCAGUAACUGGUUCUUCAUCCUGCACGGAAAUGAAGUGACUCCAACGUGAUCCGAGCCCUGACAUCAUUACAGACGGAGCAGAAAAACAAGGAUGUCAGUGAAGCUUCGGUUCAACUCACCGUCGGACGGAGGUCUGGUCCACCGAAGCCGCUCUUUCACCGGGUUCAGCUCGCUGAGUGGUCGACAACGGUCUUCCUCUGUACGUGGCUCUUUUCGCUCCAAAGCCUCGAUGGGAGGUAAACCUCCCAGAAUGCACCUCUCCCCUCGCCGAGAGACAGCAGCUACCUGGUUGCAGCCGGAGCAGGUGGACAGGGUCUUCCAGGCGCUCCGCAACGGACUCAAGGAAUAUCUGGAGGUCCACCGGGCAGAGAUGGAGCUCCUGUCUUCACAGCAGAGAGAAACCAAGAGGAACUCCAGACUGGCGUUCCUUUAUGAUCUGGAGAAGGAGAUCCGAGCGCUGGAGAGACACAUCCGACGAUUAGAGUUUCAGAUCAGCAAGGUGGAAGAGCUGUAUGAGACCUACUGCAUUCAGUGGAAGAUGUGUCAGGGCGCGGUGAACAUGAAGAGGGCCUUCUCGCUCUCUCCGUCCACCAGAGCUUCCAGAGAGAGUCUGCUGGAGCUCAGCCGCAACCACCGGCACAGCCUGCAGGACAUGUCCACCAUGGAGGAAGAUUUGGAAAUCCUCCUCGGGGAGCUGCACAUCAAAAUGAAGGGACUGAUCGGCUUCGCUCGGCUCUGCCCCGGAGACCAAUACGAGGUGGUGGUGCGGCUGGGCCGGCAGCGAUGGAAAAUCCGAGGCAGGAUCGAGUCAGACGACUCUCAGUCCUGGGACGAAGAGGAGAUGGUCUUCCUCCCCCACAUAUACCACAACUUUGAAAUCAAGGUGAUGGAGGCGAAGGGUCUGGGCUGGCUGCUGGUGGGUGUGGUAACCUGUGCCAGCGUGGACUUCUUCGUGGCGCGGCCGCAGCUGAUGUUGGUGGACAUCACUGAGCUGGGAACCAUCAAGCUGCAGCUGGAGGUCACCUGGAACCCGUUUGACGGCGGUGAGAAGAUGAAGCCGCUGUCCGUCAGCAAACAGUCGGUGUCGAGCAGGAAGGGUUCAAUUUACAGCUGGACGGCGCCGAACACCCCCUCCUUCACAGAAAAGUACUUUAUGUCGAUGGUUCGUGAGCUGCAGAAGCAGGACGGCUCGCUCCCGUCGCUGGUGUCUAAAAGUCGUCCCAACAGAGGAGGCGUGUCCCUGCUCAGCUACCUGCCCCACCCUUCACACACGCCGGGCCCUGAGAGCCCGUACAUCCCCAGUCUCAGCCGAGCUCACAGCUACCCCUCCACCAGCCUGGGAGGAAGUCACACCCAGCUGUCCUUUGGGGAGGAAGAGGAGCAGGAGAUGAGGCAGAGGGUCGACGGGACGCUUGACGAGGAGGAGUGGGGAGGCGUGCUGGAGACGUCGUCGGGAGAGACGACUGAAACGGCUUCUCUUCUGGCCUUACCCAGAUGCAGCACCCCUGACAUCCUCAGGAAGAGCCCGUCAGAACCAGAACCUGAGACAGGAAGUGCAGCUCUGCGGCAGGAGUCCCCUGUAAUACCCGCGGCCUGUGAGACCCUCCCACCGGCGCCGCCCACUCCGCCCCCGGCAGCAGCACCGGCCUCAGGGAGACCCGAGGUGGGCGCCGCCCAGCGCCGGGCUCAGGCCAUCCGGCUGGGAGCCCUGAUGGCCGAGCUGGAGAAGUCCUGUCACGGCGAAAGGAGCGCUGACAAGGAGCUGAGAGCUUUGGAGCACCAGAUCCAGCACCUGGGAACCAUCCUGAAGAACGACCUCUCUCUGCUCAGAAGCUCCUCGUCGUCGGAGGAAACUCUGGCCGUCGAGGAAGUCUUGGGCAGCUUUGACUUCCUGUCAAACAUCUUCACCGCAGAUGACAGCACUUCCUGUUUGGGCAGCGUGAGGCUAAAGGACAGCGGCAUCAGCUCGCUCCAGCAGAACACGCCGGGCCGCCUGUCCAAAGACAGCCAAUCAGCUUCAGAGGAGGAGCGGAUCAUCGCCCCACUGACCUCUGGGAACUGGGGUCUGGACCAGGCCCUGGAGACGCACCUGGACAUCUGCUGCAUCCUGCUGCAGACGAUAAAAACCAGCGACUUCGGUCCUUCUCGAAGGGAGCUGCUGCAAGAGAUGUCCAACCAGACGGAGGUUCUGGACAGAGUCAGCGGUCUGCUGCUGGAGAGGAGCGACGAGCUCACCCCGCGAGACGUGCUGCCCAAAGCCCAGAGGUCCAGGAGCCUCCUGCUGUUCUGGGAGGAGUGCGUGAAGGACAGCGGGUCUCCGUUCUGCUGCAGCGUGGGAAGCCUCUCCAGGUCGCUGAAGAACCGUUUCACUCACAAGGUGAAAGCCAAGCUGCCCGGACAGUCAGAGAAAGUUUUUGCUCGACUCCUGCAGCAGCUGCAGUCGCCCUGCAGGCUGCUGCCCUGCUGCCGCUCUGUCUGCAGCCCAGACAGGGUCACCCUCUUCCAGCUCUCAGUCUACCUGAGGCGCUGGAGCUUCCAGGACCUGGGAGAGCACAUCUCCCGCCUGUCCAAAGAAGAGUACAUCCUGUCGGCGCUGACGAGCCCCAAACGGAGGAGGUCGUUAAAUAAACUGAGGGGGCGGAGCAUAUCAGAGCUCCUGCCCCUGCAAAGCACCCUGCAGACUGUCGCCGCCCUGCUGGUGGACUCCAACCAUAAAGUCUGCAAAGCUGCAACCGGCUGCAUCAGCAGAGCUGCAGGCUGCAAGGCCUUCAGGAGCAAGGCGGUGGUUUUCUACACGGAGAGUCUGAAAAGCUCUGAUGUUCUGAUCCAGCAGGGCUCCUGUCUGGCCCUGAAGGCCCUCAGGGCGACUGAGAGCGCGGACCACAUCGCAGACCUGUGGAGAUCGAUGGAUGAAGACGUUCGCAGCGCCGCCAAAGAAACCAUCUUGUCGUUCGGUAAAAAGGGAUACGAGGCCUUCCAUAGGAUGCAGCAGAUGCUGGUGGAGAUGCAGGAGGAGGUUUACCAGAACAAAGAAACUGAGAUCACCAUUUUAUAGGAACCGCUCAGAGACUGGAUCAGAAUCAGGCUCAUGUCUGACUGCGAUAAAACUUUAACCAAAACCAGCGGAAGUGAUGAUUAACCUGCAGAACUUGAGUUCCUUUUUUUUCGACAGAAGCUUGUUUUUGUUCAAGAGAUGCUCUGUUGGAGAAACAUUUAUUUAACCUGACAGGACAAACAAACGCAGCUUCAAAAUCACUUUUAAGUGGCUGGGACAUUUAAGAAAAUAAAAAAAAGUUGAAUGUUGGGGAAUGAUUUAUGGCAUCAUACCUGAUGUUUUUUAGUUUACGAUUAAGCUACAUAAUGAGUAAAAGUGAAUAUUUUUGAGUGUAAUAAGCCCCGGCGGACUGAAUAAAUCCAGAUUUAUGUUACCAAA